Molecule: messenger RNA, 4207 nt
Organism: Spinacia oleracea (spinach)
Lineage: Eukaryota; Viridiplantae; Streptophyta; Magnoliopsida; Caryophyllales; Amaranthaceae
Exons: 28
Coding region: 202-4020 (1272 amino acids)
Cellular component (GO): TRAPPIII protein complex
Molecular function (GO): protein binding
Source: RefSeq, a predicted model, not a curated record
AUUCCUUAAAAAUAAAGUGUAAUUGGGCUCACGCUCAUCUGAUCUGCGGAAGUGCGCAACGCAACUCACUAGCGUUGCCAAGAAAUUAACACUAGGCGAGAGUUGCUGAGCAGGGCAGCACCCUCUCAUACGGUCAUACCAUCAUCAUCUACUACCACUUCUCAUCUGGAUUGCGAUUCGAAGCUUUGAGGAGAGAGAAAAAUGGCGGAUCCUGCAAACACAACGCUUGGAAAGAUGUUAAUGGAGCACAUUACUCCCGUAGUUAUGGUGCUUCCCACCCCUCUUGUUGAACAAUCUUGUCAAAAAAAUGGUCUUACUUUCGUUGAUCUGCUCUCUCCGUUCUCGGCCUUCGACAACAUUGACGUUCCUGUGCGGACAGCAAACGACCAGCCUUACAGGAUUAAGAAGUUUAAUUUGCGAUUAUUCCAUGCUUCUGAUAUUCGCAGACCAGAUUUGGAGACAGCAAAAGCGUGGAUGAACAAAGUUGUUACUGAAGCCGGGGAAAAGGAGAGCUAUAGGAAUGACGAUAUCCUCCCAAUCCCGGAGUCAGAGUCAUUGCCGUCGUGGUUCGAGAUAUUCAAUCAAGAGCUGAUACAAGUCUCAUCGUUUUCUGAUCAUGAAACAUUUGACCAUCCUGUUGCCUGUCUUUUGGUUGUUUCCUCAAAUGAUGAAAUGCCAAUCAAUAAAUUUGUUGACUUUUUCAAUACAGACAAGUUGCCCUCUCUUCUGAAUGAUGGUGCUAUGGAUCCUAAGAUUCUUAAACACUAUAUCAUAUUGCAUGACAAUCAAGAUGGACCUCCAGAGAAGGCAUCAAAGAUUUUAUCAGAGAUGAAAAACACAUUUGGGUCAAAUGAAUGUCAGUUGCUGUGCAUUAACUCUUCACAGGGCGGAUCAGUAGAAAGUCCAGUGAACUCAUGGUCUUCUUGUAAAUUAAACAAGGAACAUUUUCUCAACACUGAUAACAUUGAUCAGAUAAAGGUCCUCAUGCAAGAUUUAACGACGAAACACAUAAUCCCACACAUGGAGCAAAAAAUACGGGCUCUAAAUCAGCAGGUUUCUGCUACGAGGAAAGGUUUCAGGAACCAAAUAAAAAAUUUAUGGUGGAGAAAAGGGAAGGAAGAUACACCAGAUACCCCUGAUGGCCCAGCGUAUACUUUCAGCUCCAUUGAAUCACAGAUCCGAGUGUUGGGUGAUUAUGCCUUCAUGCUACGAGACUAUGAUCUUGCCUUAUCAAAUUACCGACUUAUUUCCAUGGAUUAUAAGCUUGACAAAUCCUGGAAACGCUAUGCUGGUGUACAGGAAAUGAUGGCGCUGGCAUACUUUAUGACAGACCAAGCUAGAAAGGAAGCAGAGUUCUGCAUGGAAAGUGCCUUCACUACAUACUUAAAACUUGGACUGCGAGGCCAGCAAAAUGCCAUUCGAUGUGGUCUUUGGUGGGCUGCAAUGUUGAAAGCAAGGGAUCAGUUUAAGGAGGCAGCGAAUGUUUACUUCCGUGUUUCUGGUGAGGAACCAUUGCAGUCAGCAGUAAUGCUUGAGCAAGCAUCUUAUUGCUACUUAUUUUCAGUGCCGCAGAUGUUACGGAAGUAUGGGUUUCACCUCAUUCUUUCGGGUGAUUCUUAUAGAAAGUGUGAUCAGAUGAAGCAUGCCAUCCGGACGUACAAAACUGCACUGUCUGUAUUCAGGGGGACUUCCUGGGGUCUAAUCAGAGAUCACAUACAUUUCCAGCUUGGCAAGUGGUUUGCUAUACUCGGAACGUUUGAUGUGGCAAUUGAGCAUAUGCUAGAAAUUCUGGCCUGUACCCAUCAAUCCAAAACUGCUCAGGAGUUAUUCCUUGGGGAUUUUCUUGAACUUGUUCAGAAAACUGGAAAAACAUUUGAAGUUUGCAGACUUCGUUUGCCUGUUGUCAAGCUCCCUUCACUUCGAGUUGUCUUUGAGGAUCAUCGAACAUAUGCUUCACCUGCUGCUGUUGGUGUAAGAGAAAGCAUCUGGAAGUCGUUGGAGGAAGACAUGAUUCCAUCAUCAACGACUGCCAAAUCUAACUGGUUGGAAUUACAUACGAAGCUUGUGCCGAAGAAGUGCAAGCAAUCAAACAUCUGCGUCGCUGGAGAAGCAAUAAAGAUUGAUAUAGGGUUCACUAACCCACUUCAAAUCCCAAUUUUAAUCUCAAAUGUUUCUCUGAUAUGCAAGUACUUCAUUUCAAGUGACGAAAUGGAAAGCGAUAAUAUUGGUUCUUCCACAAAUUUACAAAAUGAUGAACAGCUCAGGGAAUUAAUUGCUGGAAGUGAUGUAAAUGCAGACAAAGAUCCAUAUACAUUGUCUGAAGUUGAAUUCUCUCUGAAUGGGGGUGAAACACUACUUGUACAAUUAACUGUUACCCCCAAAGUAGAAGGGAUGCUGAAAGUGGUUGGGGUGAGGUGGAAAUUGUCAGGCUCUGUUGUUGGAUUUCAGAUUUUUGAAUCUGAUAAAGUAAAGAAGAAGAAUGCAAAUAAAAGGAAGCCUAAACAAUCUUCUGGAAAUGAACUGACAUUCGCGGUUAUAAAGUCUUUACCAAGGCUUGAAGGCUCCAUUCGAUCCCUGCCUAAAAAAUCUUAUUUAGGCGAGCUGCAUCGUCUUGUUUUGGAGCUGAAAAACCACUCCAAGGUGCCUGUAAAGAAUCUGAAGGUGAGGAUCAGUCAUCCUAGAUUCCUUGCUCUUGGAACUCGAGAAGCUUUGAGUUUGGAGUUUCCUGCUUGUCUUCGGAUGGAUAAUAAUGAAAAGUGUGGUCAUGCAGUUCAGAGUGAUGAAACGGCUUCCCUUUUCGAAUUUCCUGAGGAUUUUAUUAUUCAAGGAGAAGAACCAGUCUUAUGGCCUGUUUGGUUUAGAGCUGCUAUACCAGGAAUGAUGUCCUUGUACAUAACAGUUUAUUACGAGAUGGGAGAUGUAUCAAGCAUCAUGAGAUACCGAACCCUUCGUAUGUGUCAUUUUUUUGAGGUCUUGCCAUCGUUGGAUGUGUCUUUCCAAGUUAGCCGUUGCCCAUCAAGCUUGAAGGAAUUUCUUGUGCACAUGGAUCUUGUUAACAAAACUAGUUCUCAGAGUUUCGAGAUUCAUCAGUUGUCAUGUUUAGGAGACCAGUGGGACAUCACAAUGCUCCAACCUGUGAACAUCCCAUCUCCUAUAAUGGCAGGCCAAGCUUUAUCUUGCUUUUUCAAGCUGCGGAAUGACAGGAAAGCAACCGUCAGAGGAGAUGAGGUCAUUUCACAAUGUGAUAAUAGAGGAAACCAUGUAAGAUUAGGUGCUCAGGUUGACAAUGAAGAUUUGUUUGAUAUAGCUACCUCACCUGUGGCGGAUUUCCAUCGUCAUGAAGUAUUACAUGAAGAAAAGGCCGAGCAGAGAUAUGCUGAAACGGUGGACUUUAUCUUAUUAUCUCAUCCUCAUAACAUGAGCACUGAGUCUGUGGAUCAUUCUCUCCUUUUUUCCCAUCAUGCGUGUCUUUGCAGUGUUGCUAGUAAUGGUCCUCUUUGUUGGAUGAUGGACGGACCAAGAAUGAUUCACCAUAAUUUUGAUACAUCUUUCUGCGAAAUAAAUUUGAGGAUAAGUAUCCACAAUUCUCUAGAUGCUGCAGUGUCUGUGCGCAUUCAUCCAAACGAUUCUGGCCCUAGCACUAGCCAGCCAAGCAAUUCUAGUGGAGUUUCUUCUGAAAAUCGCGUUGGAUGGCAUGAUGUUUCCUUGGCCGGUGAAGCGAAGAUCACCUCAGAUACCCUCCAAAACACCCGGCAUGUCCAGCAAAUGCCGGGAGAAAGUGUAUCCCCAUUUAUAUGGUGUGGAUCAAGUUCUACCAGAAUUAAGGUGGCACCAUUAUCUACAGCCGAAGUUCCCAUUCAGAUUUGUGUAUUUGCACCAGGCACUUACGAUAUAUCUAAUUACCAAUUACACUGGGAAUCCAUGCACCCAGAGGGUGAUAUUGAUGCAGACUCUAAGCAAUCUUCUGGGAUCUUUCCAGGCCACUCCUUUUAUCUUACUGUUCUGCAGUCUGCUACAUAAAUGAAUAUGCUGGAACUCUGUUUUUCAUCAAAGACAUUUAACUGUUGGUCCAAGUAUUCUAUGGCUUGUAAAUUGUUUCUAUUCAUUGAUAUCAAUUUUGGAAAUAGAAAUUGUUGAAAGGUUCAAGCAAACAAUAAACCAUAGAAAGAAUAUUCUUUAUAUAUAUGCAUGGUUGAAAUGGGGCUCA